Messenger RNA from Austrofundulus limnaeus, 5057 nucleotides. RefSeq names its product TBC1 domain family, member 9 (with GRAM domain) (gene tbc1d9). NCBI's taxonomy places the organism in Eukaryota, Metazoa, Chordata, Actinopteri, Cyprinodontiformes, Rivulidae. The record is from RefSeq and is a predicted model, not a curated record. Gene Ontology annotation, molecular function: calcium ion binding.
GAGGAGGAGGAGGAGGAGGAGGACUUCAUGGACAACAAAGACUGAUCCGGUCCGUUUUGCUCCGCUGAAAACCGAGCCAGACUCUUUUUGCAAAUACUGGUUUUUAACACUGCUCAGUGAAGACACAAUGUGCGGUUUUUACGUUUAAAUGCGGCAGAACUGUGGUUCUGGUGUUCAAAUUGUAGGCCGAGCCGAGCCGAGCAGUGCGCUUGGAUGCUCGGACAUCCAGCACUACAGGAGGGUGGAGACUGGAGCUGAAGAGAACAACCGGGCCUUUCCAGUUUUUUUUUAAUUAAAUUUUGCUUUUUUACUUUUUAAUCAUUAUAAUAAAAUAAACAGUGUCUGCAAGCUGUGUCACGUCCUGGUUGGACCUGUCUGACAGCCGCCUUCAGCAGUUCAAUGUCCCUUUAAAUAAAUCCAAGAAAAAAUGUGGGUCAUUCCGGAAGAUGUGCUGCUGGCCGGAGCCUUGUGGAUCACAGAGAGAGCCAAUCCGUAUUUCAUCCUCCAGAGGCGUAAGGGACACGGGGAUGGAGGCGGGGGACUGGCCGGUUUGCUGGUAGGAACCUUGGACGUCGUCCUGGACUCGAGCGCUCGGGUGGCACCGUACAGGAUCCUCUACCAGACCCCCGACUCUUUAGUGUACUGGAUCAUUGCUCAUGGAACGUCCCGUAAAGAGAUCACGGAGCACUGGGAGUGGCUGGAACACAACCUGCUGCAGACUCUCUCCAUCUUUGAGAACGAGAAUGACAUUACCACCUUCGUCAAAGGGAAGGUGCAGGGAAUCAUCGCAGAGUUCAACAAGAAUCAUGACGUCAAAGAGGAUGAAGACACAGACAAGUUCAAGGAGGCGAGUGCAAAGUUUCGGAAGUUGUUCGGGAUGCCAGAAGAGGAGAAGCUGGUCAACUAUUACUCCUGCAGCUACUGGAAGGGGAAGGUUCCUCGGCAGGGAUGGCUCUACCUCAGCAUCAACCACCUUUGCUUCUAUUCCUAUAUACUGGGAAAAGAAGCCAAACUGGUGGUGCGCUGGGCGGACAUCACCCAGCUGGAGAAGAGCGCAACCCUCCUCCUGCCCGACGUGGUCAAGGUGAGCACCCGCACCAACGAGCACGUCUUCUCCGUUUUCCUCAACAUCAACGAGACCUUCAAGCUGGCGGAGCAGCUGGCCAACAUCGCCAUGCGCCAGCUGCUGGACAACAAAGGCUUCGAACAGGACCGAUCGCUGCCCAAGCUCAAGAAGAAAUCCCCAAAGAAGGUGUCUGCUCUAAAGAGAGAUCUGGAUGCAAGAGCCAAGAGCGAGCGUUACCGGGCCCUGUUUCGUCUGCCCAAAGAUGAAAAACUGGACGGGCACACAGACUGCACCCUGUGGACUCCCUUUAACAAGAUACACAUCCUGGGACAGAUGUUUGUUUCCACCAACUACAUCUGCUUCACCAGCAAGGAGGAGACGCUGUGCAGCCUCAUCAUCCCCCUGAGAGAGGUUACCAUCGUAGAGAAGGCAGACAGCUCCAAUGUGCUGCCCAGCCCACUCUCCAUCAGCACCAAGAACCGAAUGACCUUUCUGUUCGCCAACCUGAAAGACAGAGACUUCCUGGUGCAGAGGAUCUCUGACUUCCUGCAGCAAACCACCUCCAAGAUCUACCUGGAACGAGAACUGACCAGCAGCCUCAACAGUUCAGAUGAUGAGGUUUACUCGCAGCAUGGAUCCCUGCUCUCCAGCAGUCUGCCGCACAGUUUGGGUUCCGAUGUUGAGCGAGCCUUCAACCUGAAUGACAACAGUGUUCCCACAGCUUCAGAGGCUCUCAUGACCAUGUACCGCCGUCGCUCACCUGAGGAAUUUAACCCCAAACUGGCGAAGGAGUUCCUGAAGGAGCAGGCGUGGAAAACCCACUUUACGGACUACGGAGAGGGCGUGUGUAUGUACCGGACAGAGAAGACGAAGGAGCUCGUUCUCAAGGGCAUUCCUGAGAGCAUGAGAGGAGAGCUGUGGAUGCUCUUCUCCGGGGCGAUAAAUGAGAUGACCACACAUCCUGGAUACUAUGAAGACCUGGUGGAGAAGUCGAUGGGCAAGUAUAACUUGGCUACGGAGGAGAUUGAGCGGGACCUGCACCGCUCUCUGCCUGAACACCCGGCUUUUCAAAACGAGAUGGGCAUCGCUGCCCUGCGCCGGGUCCUGACUGCCUACGCAUUCAGAAAUCCAAACAUUGGAUACUGUCAGGCCAUGAAUAUUGUGACGUCUGUCUUGCUGCUGUACGCUAAAGAAGAAGAGGCCUUUUGGCUGCUUGUGGCCCUCUGUGAGAGAAUGCUGCCUGACUACUACAACACAAGGGUCGUAGGAGCCCUCGUUGAUCAGGGUGUGUUUGAGGAGCUCGCCCGUGAAUACGUCCCCCAGCUGUACGACUGCAUGCAGGACCUCGGGGUCAUCUCCACCAUUUCGCUCUCCUGGUUUCUCACCCUCUUCCUGUCCGUCAUGCCGUUCGAGAGCGCGGUAGUGGUGGUGGACUGUUUCUUCUACGAUGGCAUCAAGGUCAUCUUUCAGCUGGCUCUGUCUGUGCUGCACGCCAACAUCCACCAGCUGCUGGGCAGUAAGGAUGACGGAGAGGCCAUGACCGUCCUGGGCCGGUACCUGGACAGUGUGACCAAUAAGGACAGCACCCUUCCUCCUAUCCCCCACCUCCAUUCUUUACUGACUGAUAAUGGAGAACCACAUCCAGAGGUGGAUAUUUUCAAACUGGUCCGCAACUCAUAUGAGAAAUUCGGUUCGAUUCGAGCAGAUGUGAUCGAGCAGAUGCGUUUCAAACAGAGACUGAGGGUCAUCCAAACCAUUGAAGACACAACGAAGCGCAAUGUGGUCCGAACUAUUGUUACAGAGACAGCUUUCAGUAUUGAUGAGCUGGAGGAGCUUUAUGUGCUCUUUAAGGCUGAGCACCUGACCAGCUGUUACUGGGGAGGCAGCAGCAACCCCACGGAGCGUCACGACCCCAGCCUGCCGUACCUGGAGCAGUACCGCAUCGACGGCGAGCAGUUCAAAGGUCUGUUCAACCUGCUGUUCCCCUGGGCCAACGGAGCCCACUCGGACCCCCUGGCUGUGCGCUUCUUCCGUCUCCUCGACGAAAACGGAGACGGCCUGCUCAACUUUCGCGAGUUCAUCAACGGCCUGGGUGUUCUGUGUCAUGGGGACCUAACAGAGAAGCUGAAGCUCCUCUACCAGAUGCAUGUUUUACCUGAGUUCACGCACGAACUAGAGGAGCCCGACUCAGCCUUUGAAGCCACUCAGUACUUCUUUGAAGACAUCACUCCAGAAACAUCCAACGGCCGUGACUCAAAGUGCAGAGGAGAGAAGGAUGAUGGCUUCGUCAGGGUUACAUUCAAGACUGAAAAAGUGAAGAGACUGAAUACUCCUGAUUACCGUCAGUACCUGAAAAUGUGGAGCCAGGAAACGAAACCUAAACGAGAAAACGCAAAAGACCUCCCGAAGCUGAAUCAGAGCCAGUUUAUCGAGCUUUGUAAGACCCUCUACAGCAUGUUCAGCGAGGAUAUCGCAGAACAAGAACUCUAUCAUGCAACAGCAACAGUCACCAGUCUGCUGCUGGAAAUGGGAGAAGUGGGGAAGCUCUUUUCCUCCUGUGGCAGACAGGUCCCCAACUCGGAGGAAAAAUGCGAGCCGAGCUUGUGCAGGAGAGACUUUUCAGAUCUGAAAACCGCCCAGGAGGCUUCGGAUUUGGGAGACGUGUUUGUCCCUGCAGGCCUGGAGAGCAAGUCCUGCGAGAAGGAAAACAAGGGGGAGGAGAGCGAGGAGCUGCCCUCCAUGCAAGACAUCAAACUGGAGGACUCCUCUCCUAAAGACACAGGCACGUCGUCUGCCAUGCUCAUCUCGGACGACGAAACCAAAGACGACACCUCGGUGUCCUCGUACUCGGUGCUGAGCGCCGGCUCGCACGAGCUGGAUGACAAGCUGCAUUGCGAAGACAUCUCAGACGACACGGUGCUGGUGCGCAACGAAGACGGUGCGAGGAGCGGCGGCCGUCCUCACGGCUGUGCGCCGCACGACCCGAGGCUGCCUCACAGCACGAGCAUCGACAAAGACUGGGCCAUUACGUUCGAGCAGUUUCUGGCCUCCGUCCUCACAGAGCACGCCCUGGUGCGCUAUUUUGAGAAGCCAGUGGAGGCAGCGGCAAUCAUAACCAAUGCAAUGAAUGUGAGGAAAGCUGGGCGCCCUCUGCUGUCCAGUAGUGACUAUGAGAUCUCGAUUUCUGGCUGAAAUUUUGGUAAAGGAAGUUGUUUCCCUGAAGUAUCAAGGAAAAUGUUAAAGUGUAUGAUAACUUAAAGAAUGUGACCAAAACUACUUCUAAUGUAUUUUAUCAGAAAACUGAAGACUUCUAUCCUAACAAUCAAUGAAUCCCAUCCAGUAAAGAGGUAACGUUAACUUAGGACUGAAGUCAGUGUGCACAUUUAGUAGCUGUACUAUAUAAAACUUUAAUGCAUAGGUGGUAAUAUUAUAAACUCUUGUACUCCAAGGUGAUGUUGAUGUUGAUGUCCACAGGUACACUUCAGUUCCAGGCUGGGAUAUUGUAGUCUACAGUACAUUCGAGCACCUAUCAUUAUAUCUGAACAAACUGUUACUUCCUUAACUUGCAAUUCCAUUUGCUGCUAAUUAACUUUUUUUUAGUUUUUUCUUUGAAGGAAACUAUAACAAAAAGCUAUAAGAAGUCAAUGAGUGAGUUUAUGUCCUGUGUUCACUUUAAUGCAGCGUGUCACUUCGGCAGAUUAUUUAUUGACCAACUGAAUUUUUUUUUUUUUUUUUAGUUUCAAAUAAAUUAUUACACUAACACAAGAUCUAGCACCUUAGAACAUAGUCCACUAUUAGAUUUCCAUUGCCUUUUGUUUUAUUGUUUGUACUCUAAAAUUUUUUAAACAUUUCUGCUUUGCAUAUUUUUUUACAUUGCUUUUUUUUAUUGUAAAUAUGUUUAAUUUAAUUGUCCAGGUGUUGCUACUCUGGAUUCUGGUGCGUUGUGUAUCUCGUCUUAUUAAAAUUAGUGCCAUUCACUACCUGCUGCACA